ACUCUCGGAUAUGGAGUAAGUAUUAAUGGAGUGUCUAAUUAGGGCAUUGAAGAGGGAAUUCAUCAUCCUUGCUGCAGCCUGUCAGGUCAUGAUCCCAAUCAUACACCCUUGUUUCCUCUUAUUUUCAUCAUCUUCUUUUUUUGACUUUCGAUUCUUGUUGAUCAACUUGAUCAGAGUGAGAUAGACAGGCUAUUUUUAGUUAUCCCUAACUAGUUAGUUAACUUACAUCUCCUACCCGAUUAGAUCAGCCGGCCCUCAUCAACAUGAACAAACUAGUUAUCGUGACAGGCUGUGAUGUAUCAAUCAUUUCUUCAACCAGCACCGUACAGGUUAACUCGGCUGUAGGCUACGUCAACGGUUUCUUGUUUGUGUUUGUGGUUUCACCCUUCGUUCUCAUCUCAGUGUGGAUCCUGCAGUCUGCCUUGUCGGAUCAACAUACACUCUUUCUCUUUCCCCAUUCAUUGGAUGAAAUUCCACUGAGGGAUUAAUCCCGCAUGAUGAUGAUAUGCUAUUCUUACCACUUUUCUGGUCAAGUGGGGGAUAGAUUGGGGAGAGAUACUAUUCAUUCUCCCUUCUUUCUAGGCAGUAUUCACAAAUUGUAUCAAUUUAUUACUGUGAUAGAUAUGAUAGUAUAUCAAAAC
Aspergillus vadensis CBS 113365 is the source of this 641-nucleotide messenger RNA. RefSeq lists its product as uncharacterized. The coding region runs from base 264 to 488 and encodes 74 amino acids. The record is from RefSeq and is a predicted model, not a curated record. The transcript has 2 exons. Lineage: Eukaryota; Fungi; Ascomycota; Eurotiomycetes; Eurotiales; Aspergillaceae.